CCUAAAAUAAUGAAGUGGAACGUAAAUCAAUCUGCAUUUUGUAAAGAUAGAUGCCAAUACUGGCCCUAUAGGUCAAUUCUUUCGUUAUAUACAAGUGAAUAUUUAAAUAUUUUGCUAUAUCUUCUUCAUAUGGAGAUAAUUAAGGUCUAAAAAUGCCCAUGACCAUCGAUCCCUCUUAAUUGACUGUCAAGGAACAAUCAAUAUUUUUAAACACGGAUUCAUUUUAAAAAUCCAAAUUCGUUCUACUUUCGUUUUAACGUUAGUACCGCAUGUUAUUUCUUGAAUAAUAUUAGUAUGGAACAGGGUUAGGAUUUGUUCCAGUGAUGGUAAAUAAGAAUGGACGUGUCUACACCUUCUUAUUAACUAAGCAAGUCAUAUGAUACUCAGAAAAAUGGCUGAAAAGGAUUUCCUGGCAGUUGUUGCCAUCGAUAUUGGAAGUGCUUUCUCUGGAUAUGCUUAUCAGUUUAGAGAGGACUUUGAAAAGGCGCGCACAAAGAAUAUAUACUCCUGUGUUUGGAGAAAUGGUUAUCAGGCGUAUGAAAAAACAGUUUCAAGCAUCCUGCUUAAUCCAGAUGGGAGUUUCAAUUCCUUUGGGUUUGAUGCAGAAAAUGUUUAUGCGGAAAUGUUUCGGAAAAAUGCUGAAAAAAAGUUUCAAGAUGAUAAAUUUCCAGAUAAAUCGCCUAAAGACUGGUUCUUAUUCAGAAACUUCAAAAUGGAGCUUUAUGGAAAAGAGGUUUUGCCUAGAAAAAUGAAAAUAAAGGACACUACUGGUAAAUCAUUUUCACUGCGAGCAGUCUUCAAAGAGUCCAUCAGAUUUUUCAAAGAGCAUGCUUUAGGUGCCAUUACAAGAAAAACAACCCUUCUCCCCACAGACAUGUCCUGGGUUCUGACCAUUCCUGCAAUUUGGAGCGAACCUGCUAAACAGUUCAUGAGGACAGCGGCAGAAGAGGCAGGUAUACCAGGAGAAUCGUUGAUGUUAGCUCUGGAACCCGAGGCCGCAGCCUUGUUUACAAAAGAACAAGAGUUGAUUCGACACACAGAAGAAGAAAGAGUUAAACUGGUGCCAUUUGUUCCAAAUUCAAAAUUUAUGGUGGUCGAUUUAGGAGGUGGAACAGGUGACAUCACCGUUCAUGAAGUUCAAGAAGACCACACACUUCACGAGAUCAACAUGGCGACGGGGGGACCCUGGGGUGGAAACAAAAUCAAUGAGGCUUUCUUGCGAAUCUGGAAAGACAUACUCCAGAACGAAUUUACUGAAUGUAUACAAAACCACCCCGAUGAGAUUUUAGAGCUGCAGCAAAACUUUGAAUUACAAAAGAGAAAAAUUGGUGAGGAAACAACCAAUGAAUAUUUAUAUAUCCCUCUUCCGGAAUGUCUACGUGAAGUUCCAAAAAUUGAGACGAAAUUGGAAGGAUCAACAAAAUAUCCUGGAAUUCGAGUCAGACGAGGAAAGGUAGAAUUCCCCUCAGAAAUGAUACAGGAUCUUUUCAUGGAACCUAUCCAUGACAUAAAUGGUCAAAUCGGUCAUUUACUGGAUCAAAGGGAUGUCGAUGCCGUCAUACUAGUGGGUGGAUUCUCAGAGUCGAAGCUCGUUUACAAAUCGAUCAAGGAAGAGAUCCAGCCAUCAGUCUUAAUUUUAAACCCACCAGAAUGCGGAUUAUCCGUGUUAAAAGGCGCUGUUUUGUUCGGAUUUCAGCCUCAACAGAUUUCAAAAAGAGUAAGUAGAUAUUCAUAUGGUUUCAGCAUUAGCAAACCUUUUGAUCCAGUUCUGUACGACAGGGAAAGAGAUAAGUUUCACAAAUUCAAUGGCCAAUUGGAAGACGUAUUUUUUGCCAUCGUCCGAGCGGGAGACUCGGUUCUUCCGAACGAGGUAAGAGAAUACAAAUGUCGACCAGCUGACUUUUCCUUAGAUUUUGCACUUGUGGAAUUCUAUGGAACAUUAGACAAAGAUCCAAAGUACGUUAGGGAUUCUGAAGUGUUCACCCCGGAGUUACCAUGUAAGCACAUUGGAGAUAUCAAAGUAGAAUAUGGAGAUAAGAGCAAUCUUGACAAUAAUGAAAUAAUUGUUAAAGUGGUGUUUGGUUUUACCCAACUCAGUGUUUCUGCUGAAUGCUCAAUUGCCGGAGAGAAAAAGCAAGUGAAUGCCCAUUUUGAAUUGCUCAAGUAGCUAAUGUCAAACAAUAGCUGAAAACAGGAUCCACUAAGCCAUGCAUUAUGUUGAGCACCUGAUCGUUAUGCUAACGCUAUAUAGAAGACUAAUCAAUUUGUCUGUAUACAAGGCAAAUUUAUGGUACGAAUUUAAAAUUCGUAUAAUUUAGAGUUAUCGAACAUUGCUGAGGAUCGGAGAUCGUUAAAAGGUGCCGAAAACAAAAGGUUUGGUCAGUAAGUAGCUCAAGCAAUGAAAAUGAAAGGUGUAGUUUUAGGAUUUUACCUGAUUGUUUUUGACUUCGUUAAAAUAUAUAAAGUCUGUUUUCAUAGUGAUUGAAAUGGGUCAUACAACGAAAAUCUAAAAUUUCUUUUGCUAUAUUUUUAUACGUUUUCCCAACUGAUAGAUUAGUCAGUAUAAAGAGUGUUUUUUUUUUAAAUUAUUAUUAUUUGUAAAUCAUAUCAUGUCAUAUCAUAUCAUUAAGCAAUGUUUAAUAUAGUUUUAUUUAUUUCUAUGUUAUUCUUUAUAUAAUUUCAUCAAAUAAUGGAAUGAACGUGCAUAACAUUUUACACGAAGAUAUGUUAAUUACGUGUGAUGUAUAAUCUCAUGUUAUUUUAAGAUAAUUAUUUGCUAUGCAUGUAUAUUAUA
Molecule: messenger RNA, 2794 nt
Organism: Magallana angulata
Lineage: Eukaryota; Metazoa; Mollusca; Bivalvia; Ostreida; Ostreidae
Product: heat shock 70 kDa protein 12B-like
Exons: 7
Coding region: 377-2167 (596 amino acids)
Molecular function (GO): ATP-dependent protein folding chaperone; ATP binding
Source: RefSeq, a predicted model, not a curated record